Messenger RNA from Malus domestica (apple), 2227 nucleotides. RefSeq lists its product as uncharacterized. The record is from RefSeq and is a predicted model, not a curated record. Lineage: Eukaryota; Viridiplantae; Streptophyta; Magnoliopsida; Rosales; Rosaceae.
UAGUCCUCCGAGAAUAAACAUUUAAUAAUCAACAACAAACCAAAGUAAUUCCAAACGUCGCCCGUCGAGAGUCGUCAGGUAGUGCAGCUGGCAGCUCCACCACAAUCCGAUAUAAAAGGCCGACGAACAAGUUAAAGUCACCGACGUGCCCACUCGCAAUUCCUUCUGUCAUCGAUUCAUUGCUUUAAUUCUUCUUCACGCCCAAAGUCAACACGCCUCGCACGAUUCUCAAUCAAAUCCUCCAUGAUAGUCGGAGCUCCCUCCUCCUCCUCCUCCUCCGCCUAUCCCGCCGCAGAACCUCCGCGAAACGCCUCUCCAUCGCCACCCCCAAGGCUGCCUCCCAGCUUUCAAGGUACCGUACCGUCUGUAUUCCGUGGCUCCUCAGAUCUGUAGUGCCGGUAAAGCUUUUCGUGUGAAUCUGGCUUCUGGGUUUUGCGUUUUGAGUUGAAUCUAGCUCCUUUUGAUCUUUAAUUACAAUCACAUUUAUACAGAUAUAGAUAUUAGAUAUUGUAAUUUUUGUUUGAAUUGGUGUUGUGAGUGAUUGAUUUGAAGAAAAAAAUGGAAGCUGACAGUUCACCCAGAAUGAGAUUGGAUCACUUGAAAAAAGAGGGAUCCGAAGAACCCCAUUUGCGUAGAUUCGAGUUAGAACUCCCCGUUAACGAUCACAGGUUUCAUUCGAUGAGUGCUCUGGAAAUUUUGAGAGAAACCGUUAGAAUUCUCCGGUACAAUUCGUGGGGGUUUUUGGCGAUUGCCUUGUUGCUAAUCUGCCCGGUUUCCGCCCUGCUUUUGUCGAAUUUGGUAGUUGAUCAUUCACUUGUAAAGAGACUAACCAUUAGGAUGUUGUUAAUUGCAAAGUCCAGUGGACUCCCUUUGAGGGAUUUUAUCAGUCACUCCUGCCAGAAGUUUGCUGAGAUGGCUAUUUCGUGUACGAUGUGCUUCCCCUUGUACAUCACAUUGUCGUUGUUGUCAAAAGCCGCGGUGGUUUACUCUGUGUAUUGUAGUUACUCCCUGAAGAAGUUUGAUGCAUCACAGUUUUACUUGGUUCUGCGCAAGAUAUGGAGGCGGGUUGUUUCAACUUAUGUGUGGAUGUGUAUGGUGGUUGCCGGUUGUGUCGUCUUGUUUUUGGUUCUUCUUCUUGCUGUGUGCAAUGCAUGUUCGAUAGUAGGGUUGUCGCCGAAUUAUAUUGUGUAUGCUGCAAUGGUGGUCGCGCUCAUCUUCUCGGUUGUUUUUGCCAAUGCCGUUAUUAUUUGCAACAUUGCUAUUGUGAUCUCUGUGUUGGAGGAUGUCUCGGGACCAGAGGCACUGGUUCAGUCUGGGGUUCUGAUCAAGGGCCAGACUCAGGUUGGUCUUCUAAUAUUUCUUGGGUCGAGUAUUGGAAUGGCAUUCGUCGAGGGAUUGUUUGAGCAUAGGGUGAAGACUUUGAGCUAUGGAGAUGGGUCUUCGCGCAUUUGGGAAGGCCCUCUUUUGGUGAUCAUGUAUUCGUUUGUGGUGCUUAUCGACUCCAUGAACAGCGCGGUUUUCUAUUUCAGUUGCAGAUCUUUUAAGAUGGAAACAUCUUUGGAUGGUGAAUCUCAUUCCAUUUUGGAAACGGUUAACUUUUCUUCUGAAUCAGUUGGUAUUCAAUGACACCAUCAACAUAACCUAUUUGUUACAAUUACUUUGAAGAUGGGAGCUGCUGCAUGAAAAAUUAGGAUUUCUUUGCCAGUUUGUGGUCACCGGCUGUUAAACGGCGCAAACUUGUGCAUCGUAGACCUUCCUGGCAAGGGUUCACGGCCAGAGGUAAGCUCAAGUGCCUUCAGCUAGUUAGUAUUUACUUCAUUUGAGUGCAAAGAUCGACUUGUUGAGGGAGCUAGGAGGAUGAAGGAUGAGGAAAAGAUUUCUGGAGGCCACAAAGGAAGUGAUGGGAAGCGUCGUUUUCUUCAAGAAUAAAUUGAUAAAAUCCAUAGUUCAUAUAGUUUUAUUUUUAAGAUACAUUAUGCCAAAUUAGUGUAGCUGAUACAUGCAAGUGACUUCAAAUUUCUCCACAAUUUAUGUGUUGAACUUCUACGUGAUUUUGCUGAAAAUCCAAGGGAGGACAAAAGCUUGAAUCACACAUGUUGAAAUAAAGGUUCUAUUUGGGAAUGAAUGCUUGUAUAUACAUCACUUGUGCUUGUAAACGAUUUUGAUAGAAGUGCUCUUAUUAGAAGCACAAUAAAAAUUUACUACAAAUUCAAGUGUUUAUCCAAAA